ACCGCUACUUGUCAUGACAAAAUUUUGUCGAUGUUUUGGUGAUAAUAGAGCGUUUAUUUCUUAGUUUAAUUGUGAAAUGUAUUUAUUUAAAUUAACUAUUGUUCUAUGAAAGAUAUUGCAAUGGCGCAAUCCGACAUGGGGUCAGAUCGGUAUUGCUUCGGGUGUUUGUGUGCGAAGGAAGAGAAGUCGAUUUACUGCCUAAACUUACGAAGCUCAGUACUGAAAACAUUUAUACAGGCUGAAUGUGUAUUCCUCUGCUACCUCUGUAAGCGGGCCUCACAACAAGCAGAGUUGUUCAUACAAAAUGUUCAAAGUAACCAGAUUCUACUAGAGAACAUACACAGUGUAGAAGAUUCAACCAUUCACUCAGUCCGCACUCAAUCCCGAGCACCGCACGAGCUAUCCUCAAUAUCUCUAGACAUUAUAGAAUUAGGUACAACUAAGUCAAUGGUAGAGGAGUCCUAUUUCGUCUAUGACCAUCGGGGGCCUAAAGUCAAGCAGGAGAUGAAGAAGGAGGGAGCAGCGUUUGAGGAGUAUGAUGACGUUGAUACUGAUUUCCAAGAGCCUUUUGUAAAAGAAGAAGAUUUUCCUCUAAAAGAGUUAUUAAAGGAAGAGGUUAUGAUGAUGGAAGUGGAUCUGAAGAGCCUGAAGAAAAGCCUUAGAAAGGAGAAGUACAAGAAAAGAAGGGUUAAGAAGGACAUAGAAAUAAAAAAAGAAGUUGAAGGCAGGUUUUAGUAAAAUUUUAGGUUU
Molecule: messenger RNA, 750 nt
Organism: Cydia fagiglandana
Lineage: Eukaryota; Metazoa; Arthropoda; Insecta; Lepidoptera; Tortricidae
Exons: 4
Coding region: 106-735 (209 amino acids)
Source: RefSeq, a predicted model, not a curated record